Molecule: messenger RNA, 1608 nt
Organism: Trichoplax adhaerens
Lineage: Eukaryota; Metazoa; Placozoa; Uniplacotomia; Trichoplacea; Trichoplacidae
Exons: 17
Cellular component (GO): mitochondrial matrix
Molecular function (GO): L-glutamate gamma-semialdehyde dehydrogenase (NAD+) activity
Source: RefSeq, a predicted model, not a curated record
AAAGUCGAAAAUGAACCAAUUUUGGAGUUUAGACCAGGAAGUGCGGAAAGAAAGGCUGUAGAAGAGGCAGUGCGUGAAAUGAAAGCAAAAACGGAGGAAAUCCCAUGCAUCGUUAAUGGUGAAGAAAUCUAUACCGGAAAUACCAAAUAUCAAGUUUCGCCUUUCGAACAUUCCUGCAAAAUCGCCAGAUUUCAUUUAGCUGAUGAGGCUCUUAUUAACAAAGCAAUAAAAAAUUCUAUGGAGGUUCGCGUAGAAUGGGAAAGGACUCCAUUUGAGCAUAGAGCAUCAAUCCUUCUCAAGGCAGCAGAUUUAAUUAGUACAUGCUAUCGUGGCAAGAUAUUAGCUUCUACAAUGCUUGGACAGGCCAAGAAUAUCCAACAAGCAGAAAUUGACGCUACUUGUGAAUUAAUUGACUUCUUCCGGUUUAACGUGAAGUAUGCCAAGGAGAUUUAUCAAAGUCAGCCUGAUCAUCCAGUUGCCAAGCAUACUUUGAACGCUUUAUCGUAUCGAGGACUUGAGGGAUUUGUUGCAGCAAUUUCCCCAUUUAAUUUUACAGCUAUUGGUGCUAACUUAUGUACCGCACCAGCUUUGAUGGGCAAUGUUGUGGUCUGGAAGCCUUCGGAUACUGCCAUGCUAUCAAACUAUUUCGUAUAUAAGAUCCUUCAAGAAUGCGGAUUGCCUGAUGGUGUUAUCAAUUUCGUACCUGCAGAUGGUCCUACUUUUGGAGAUACUGUAGUCAAAUCCAAAGAUCUUGCAGCUAUCAACUUUACAGGAAGCGUUCCGACCUUCCGACGUUUAUGGAAGCAGGUUGCUGAAAAUCUAGAAACUUAUAGGAAUUUUCCAAGACUUAUUGGUGAAUGUGGUGGCAAAAAUUACCAUUUCGUUCAUUCAAGUGCAAAUAUAGACAGUGUCAUUAACGGCACAAUUCGUUCUGCGUUUGAAUAUGGCGGACAAAAAUGUUCUGCGUGUUCAAGGAUGUAUGUCCCAGAUAGCAAGUGGGAUGAAAUAAAAUCUAAAUUGCUUCAAGAAUGUAAAGGAGUUAAAGUUGGUCCCGCUGAUGAGUUUGCAACCUUUGUUUCAGCAGUUAUUGAUGAUAAGGCAUUUGAUCGUAUCAAGGGAUACAUUGAUCAUGCUAAGAGUAGCCCAAAUUUGGAAAUCAUUUAUGGUGGUAGCUAUGAUAAUAGUAAGGGAUACUAUAUUAACCCAACUGUAGUUGUGACGAAGGAUCCUCAUGACAAAAUUAUUAAAGAGGAAAUAUUUGGGCCCGUCUUAACAAUAUAUGUAUAUCCUGAUGACAAGAUUGAAGAAACACUAAAACUGGUUAGCGACUCUACAGCAUUCGCUCUAACUGGAGCUAUAUACGGCGAAGAUAGAAAAUUCGUUCAAAAAGCCAUGGCUGCUCUAAGAGAUUCUGCUGGAAAUUUUUACAUAAAUGACAAGUCGACUGGGUCCGUGGUCGGUCAACAACCUUUCGGUGGUAGCCGUCUUUCUGGUACAAAUGAUAAAGCCGGCAUGAGCACUUACCUUUUGAAAUGGGCCUCACCCCAAUCAAUUAAGGAAUCAUUGGUGCCCUUACGCUCUAUAAAAUAUCCUUCCAAUGAACCUUAA